Messenger RNA from Fulvia fulva, 1761 nucleotides. RefSeq names its product Deoxyribodipyrimidine photo-lyase. Gene Ontology annotation, molecular function: DNA binding; FAD binding. Gene Ontology annotation, biological process: circadian regulation of gene expression; entrainment of circadian clock by photoperiod. The record is from RefSeq and is a predicted model, not a curated record. The transcript has 2 exons. Gene Ontology annotation, cellular component: nucleus; cytoplasm. The coding region runs from base 1 to 1761 and encodes 586 amino acids. NCBI's taxonomy places the organism in Eukaryota, Fungi, Ascomycota, Dothideomycetes, Mycosphaerellales, Mycosphaerellaceae.
AUGUCUCUUCUGCUUCGACUCUCGCGAUCGUUCAGAGGACCAAUUAUUGCCAUCUCUCGUCCUUGUCUUCUUGCCUCAAUACCACAGCACCGAAGCACUUUCCAUACUUCCCCAGCUUCCAACAUGCCGCCUAAGAAACACGCCCGCUCCGCGUCUCACGAAGAAGGCCACCCAGAGCUGAAACAUCCCUCCACAAAGCGAGCAAAAGAAAUCGACCAACACACCCCCUACGAAGAACUUGUCUCCCUCCUCGACGCGAACGAUGCCUCAGCCAAACCCAAAAACGUGCUACACUGGUUCCGCAGCAAAGACCUCCGCCUCGAAGACAACCGCGCCCUCCACGCAGCCUCCCAAAAAGCCAAAGAGGGAGACGGUAACCUCAUCUGCCUCUACCUCCACUCCCCCAAAGACCUAACAUGGCACGGCACAUCCCCCGCGCGGCUAGAUUUCAUCCUCGAAACCCUCCGCCUAAUGAAACAGCAGCUCGAAAAACUCAACAUCCCCCUCCACAUCGCCACCGUCGAAAGCAGGAGCGUCAAAACAAAUACAGUCCUAGACUUCGCCGAAACUUACGACAUAACACACAUCUACGCCAACAUGGAAUACGAAGUCGACGAACUCCGCCGGGACAUAGACCUCUCCAACGCAGUCGUGAAAAACGACUACUACGACAUUUCCUUCGAGGUAUUACACGACCAGACCGUCAUCACGCCCCUAACGCUCACAACAGGAGCCGGCUCACCGAUGAAGGUCUUCACCCCGUACCAUAAAGCCUGGCUCGCCGAGACGAAGAGUGAGCCAGCGUUGUUUGAGGAUUUGGUCCCGGGGCCGGAGGCCAAUGGGGAUGGGGCGAGGGAGGAGUUGAAGAGGUUGUUUGGUGGGGAUUUGCCUGGUAUGCCGGAAGGGAAGAGCUUUGAGCAGUAUGAAGAGGACCGGGAGCGGUUGAGGGCAUUGUGGCCGGCGGGUCAUGAUGCGGGGAUGAAGAGACUUGAUGACUUCUUGGAGAAGAAGGUGAAAAAUUACGCAGCGCAUCGCUCCGAGCCCGCGCUGGAUCCCUCAUCGCGUCUCUCGCCGUACUUCUCCUCUGGCGUGGUGAGUGUGCGUGAAGUGCUGAAGCGGACGAAAGAAUUCAACAACGGGAAGCACUUCGACGCCGGGGACAGGGGCGUUGAUUCGUGGGUCAGGGAAAUUGUGUUCCGGGAGUUUUAUCGGCAUAUCAUGGUUGUGAUUCCACAUAAUAGCAUGAAUCUGCCGCAGAAUCUGAAGUUUGAUUUUGUGGAGUGGGAGGAUGAUGAGGAGGGGUAUAGGAAGUGGGAGGAGGGGAGGACGGGGGUGCCGUUGGUUGAUGCGGGGAUGAGGCAGUUGAGCAGUGAGGCCUACAUGCACAACCGCCUCCGCAUGAACACCUCCUCCUACCUGCGCGCAAACAUGCUGAUCGACUACCGGCGCGGCGAGCGCUACUUUGCGGAAACACUGAUCGACUGGGACCUAUCCAACAACACGCAAGGCUGGGAGCCGAGCUACACCAUCUUCAACCCCGUCGUGCAGGCGGAGAAGUGUGAUCCCAAUGGCGAUUACAUCCGGAAGUGGGUGCCGGAGCUGAAGGAUGUGAAGGGGAAGGCGGUUUUUGAUCCGUUCAAUAGGUUGAGUCAGGGGGAGUUUGAGAAGUUGGGGUAUCCGGAGCCGCAUGUGGAGUUUAGGGAGAGUCAGACGAGGGCCAAGGAGAGGUAUAAGAGGGAUCUUGCUGAUGCUGAUCCGUGA